Messenger RNA from Arctia plantaginis, 960 nucleotides. The record is from the annotation of a GenBank genome assembly. Lineage: Eukaryota; Metazoa; Arthropoda; Insecta; Lepidoptera; Erebidae.
AUGGCGAACGAAGAACAUAAACUUCUCUCAGAUUAUAUUAAAGAUGUUCAUUUGUCACUACGGAAAUCGACCUUUAAACUAGGAGCUGUAACAGCUUGGCAAAAGCACUGUGAAAAUAAAGAUACAUUAUUAUGUUAUGCACAAUGUAUGGAAAAAUUGGCAACUACACAUUGGGAAAGUCAAUAUAACAAUUCAUCUAGUGAAGCUACAUCCCGAAUUAAAUGGGUGGUUGAUUGUUGCUACGACUAUUUUAUUAAAAAAAGCUACUUAAAGUCAAUGGAGAAAGAAACUAUAAUUGCAAACAAAAUACAUGCUGAAAUAAACACCAAUGAAAAUUUCACUAUACCAUUAAAAUUAAUUGAUGUUGGUAGUUGCUAUAAUCCAUUUAAUAUAUAUGAUAUUUUUGAUGUUUUUGCAAUUGAUUUGUAUCCUGCAAAUACUUCGGUUUUACAAUGUGAUUUUUUAAACGUAAAUAUUGGUCAAAAUAACAUUGUUAAUGAAGCAUCAGUAGUUCAAGAAAUUGAAGAAAAUUCAUAUGAAAUUGUUACAUUUUGUUUUCUUUUAGAAUAUAUACCUACUUCAGAAUUAAGAAUUGUGGCUUGUGAGAAGGCUUAUAAAUUAUUAAAGCCUGGUGGGCUACUAAUAAUAACUACACCAGAUUCAAAACAUGUUGGAGCAAACAGCAAAAUCAUGAAAUGUUGGCGAUAUACAUUGGCACAUGUAGGGUUUAACAGAAUUAAGUAUGAGAAAUUAAGGUUCAUGCAUUGUAUGGCAUUUAGAAAAACACUAAUUAAAGAAGUGGCAGUGAGAUGGGCAUUAUUAUACAAAGAACCCUAUAUGGAGUAUGCAAUACCAAUACCUCAGGAUUCUAACAAUUUACGAGAAGAAACUUCUGUGUAUCUCGAUGAAGACACAGUAGCUGAAGAUUUUAAGGUCUUGCCUUUUUCUGUAGCAAAUUAA